Molecule: messenger RNA, 2111 nt
Organism: Pipra filicauda (Wire-tailed manakin)
Lineage: Eukaryota; Metazoa; Chordata; Aves; Passeriformes; Pipridae
Gene: RWDD2B
Product: RWD domain containing 2B
Exons: 5
Coding region: 179-1174 (331 amino acids)
Molecular function (GO): protein binding
Source: RefSeq, a predicted model, not a curated record
AAGAGAGGCCGCGGCGGUAGGAGCGCGGCGGUAGGAGCGCGGCGUUAGCCGCGCGGGGCUCCCGUCCCUCACCUGCCGGUGCCGAGGGGCGAACAACUCGGUGGUACAUGGCUCCGUCUCGGGGCAGACGGCAACCUCACCUCAUCCCCCAGCGGCGGGGCAGCGGUCACCGGCUGCCAUGGGCGCUUCCGGCGCGCUGCAUUGUGGGGCCGUGACGAGGCUGGGAGCGGGACGUGUCCGCGCAUGCGCGGGCGCCACCGCUCCGAGCUCCGUUGUGAUGUUGGGAACAACAGAAAUGACUAACCAAGAAGAAGCAGAGAUGCAGAUUUCAGAGUUAGAUUUACUGUCUAGCAUGUUUCCUUAUGAGGAGGAGUUUGCUGUGACAGACCAGCUGGCUCUAGCUGAACUGAAACACUAUGCUGAAAAUGAGUCUGCAGAGGUGCCGUCUUCGAAAGUUCAGUUUGUACUGAAUGUAAAGGCUGAGGUCCCUAAUGCCUCUGUGGUGGAAUUCUCUAUGGCCUGUGCUUUGCCAUUUAAAUAUCCAACUGUUCUACCGGAAAUCACUGUGAGGUCGUCGUUAUUAAGCCGCUCUCAGCAGAUUCACCUGAACUCUGAUCUAAAAACAUAUUUGAUGCAAAACUGCCGUGGUGAGCCCUGCAUGUUGAGUGCAAGGCAAUGGGUUAAAGACUACGCAGCUGCUUACAUUGACAAAGAGCUUUCAUCUUCCUCAGUGACAACUGCAAGUGCCAUUCAGGCAGAAGUCACUACAUUCACUCGAUUGUGGAUCUAUAGUCAUCACAUUUACAACAAGCAAAAAAGAAAGAAUAUUAUUGACUGGGCUAAGGAGCUCUCUCUUUCAGGGUUUUGCAUGCCAGGGAAACCAGGUGUUGUUUGUGUAGAAGGUUUACAAAGUAAUUGUGAAGAGUUCUGGUCAAGAGUAAGAAGACUAACGUGGAAAAGAAUUCUCAUUCGGCACAGAGAAGAUGUUUCUUUGGAAGGUGGAGGACAUGCUGAGAUUCAGAACCAACGGAAGUUUUCCACUUUGGAAGAAAAAUGUUUUGAUGCACAUGGUGCCAGGGGAAAUCAUAUGGAUUUGGGGCAACUCUAUCAUUUUUUAGAAGAAAAAGGAUGUGCUGACAUUUUUCAAAUGUACUUUGGGGUUGAAGGGCAUUGAAGGGUUUGAAGAUCAGCACAGGCCCCAGCACUUAUGAUUGGAAUUUAAUCCUCAUAACAGAUUCCUUAGCUGUUCUGCAACAGUUGAUCAGAGAGGGAAUUAAUAAUUCAUGGUUUAUGUCAUGAAUACAGUUUUCAAUGAAAACAAAUAUCCAGUGAAAUCCCGAAUAAUGAAAAUGACUACACGAAUACUUUAUUACUUCAUUUACUUUCUGAUUUUAAGGAGAUUUAGGGUACAUACCUAAUUACAAUUAAAAAAAAUGCAUUUGAUAACCAACUGGGCAGUUAUGGAAUUACAGAUGAAUGAAUAGAUGGAAUAUAGGGAAUGAAUAUAUGAAUAAGAAGUUACAAAAAUGCAGUGUGGAUGUCUCAGGAGGGGAAAUGUUAUGUUUACAUUAAUUGCUACUGUUUACAUACACUACACAAAGACUUUUUUGUAACAAUCUUCUACUUCCUACAUGAAAAUUUAUUAAGCCAUGAGAUCAAUAUUUUAUUUAAAAACAAACAAAAGGAGGGAGCAAAUUUACAAGAGUCUUGCAUAUGCUAAGAAGCUGAGCUAGGAUGCCUACUCUAAGGUGUAAGAGUUUUUUGUAGGUACAAGUGUGUAUGCAGGUAAGAGAAAUACCACGGUGGUUUCACUACAUCUGUAGCUGAAGAGUUUAUUUUUAUUUGUGUAGAAGCAACAAAGAUGAAGAAUCAAGGAUGGGCUCCCUUACAGCGCACUCCAAAACUGUGAAAUGAUCCUCAGCCUUCUGAGUUCACAAGUUUUCAUUCCUGUAAUAUAAAGUGCAUUAUGCUGCGUGUGUUUUUGAGUCCAGUUUCAACAAAGUUGUACUAAUUAAUCCUAAUUUUAUCGAUACUGUAUCUAAAUCCCACGUCUGAAAAAGCACAAAUUGGUCGCUUUGGAUUAAAUAUUUUUAAUAAAUAUUGAUUAAAUA